Messenger RNA from Plenodomus lingam JN3, 486 nucleotides. RefSeq names its product Major allergen Alt a 1 (gene ALTA1). Lineage: Eukaryota; Fungi; Ascomycota; Dothideomycetes; Pleosporales; Leptosphaeriaceae. The record is from RefSeq and is a predicted model, not a curated record.
AUGCAAUUCACCACCAUCGCCGCCUCCCUCCUUGCCAUCACCGGCCUCUCGGCCGCUGCACCUCUCGAGGCCCGCGCAGAGGACUGCCCUGUCGCGAAGACGGGCGACUCGGUCUGGAAGAUCUCCGAGUUGUCUUUCCGCAAGCCUGAUGGCAAGAACAUCAACCAGAUUCAAUUCAACAUCAAAGCCACCAACAACGGCACACUCGACUUCAACUGCGGUACCCAGGCCGACAAUGUGGAGGACAAGAAGUUCUACGAAUGCGGCGAGAACAGCUUCAUGUGGUUCACCUUCAACCAGGAGGAGAACAUAUUGUUGCUGCAGCACAGUGUCAGCGACGACAUCCAGUACGUGGGCGCUGUCACUCUUCCCAACUACUGCCGUGCCGGCGGUAACGGCAUGAACGACUUCAUCUGCACUGGAGUCGCCGAUGCCUACAUGACGCUUGCCCAGUACCCCGGUCUUGACAGGCCUGAUGACAACUAA